Molecule: messenger RNA, 2423 nt
Organism: Microplitis demolitor
Lineage: Eukaryota; Metazoa; Arthropoda; Insecta; Hymenoptera; Braconidae
Product: solute carrier family 35 member F5
Exons: 7
Coding region: 864-2408 (514 amino acids)
Biological process (GO): regulation of peptide transport
Source: RefSeq, a predicted model, not a curated record
UUGUUGCUAGAAAAAAUAAUCCUAAUAAAAGUUUCCUUUAAUUUUUCAUCAAAUGUCCGUCAACUUCGGGCUGUUUUGUUUUUGACGACAAUUUACAUACAACUGAUUAUUAUUAUCGUAUUGAUUUCACAUUGAUGUCAAUUAUAAAUUGCAGUCAUAAUUUGUGGGAUACCCUCACCAACCUUAUAACUAAAAUUACUUGUCUAGUUUUUCGGUAAAGUUCCCGACCCCACCUGUUUUAGAUUGUUUUGACCGGUGAUAAUGUUAUCAGAAUAAUUAUCUUAUGUAUUCUAUAAGAUUACAUACUGUGUAAACUAAAAUGUCUUUUUUUAUGGAUGUAUUGAAAUGGUUACUGUUAUGGGACAUUCUAUCGAAUGAAAAUUUUCUGAAAGCGUGACUUCCGCAGUCUUUGUGAAAUUUUGUGGAACUAUCGACAACCUUUUUUUUAACUCUGUCUUUAAUAUUUCUGGAAUAGAUGCGAUAUUUCCCUGGUUCAAAAAGAUUAUUUGAAAUGAUUUACAAUGUUAAAUGUCUAUAAGGAUUUCUUAUCGUUAGUACAGGAAUCAAUCUGAGAAGUAUUCGAGUUAUCAUGUCACCUAAAAACGAAAAUCAUAUGUAAAAAUGUGCUCUAUUCACCAUGAAGGAUUUUAUCAUGAGAGAUAUUUUCCAAAUCUUAAACUUAUGCAUCGUAAAAAUCAUACUUUUAACAAAUGAUAAAUAAUCUUUUUGCAUACAAUGAUAAAUAUGACAAAACAUAAAAAUUCAAUGAUUUCUGAAAAUACAAUUUAAAAAAUUGGUUUGCUUAUAUAAUAAUGAAACUAAUGAGUUAGUCAAUAGAAAUAUGGGAAUGUAGAUAAUCUAAAAUGAGAGAAGAUUUACACAGAUUAACAACCAUGAUGAAUAAAUCUCAAAGACUAAUUAUAGGAUUUUUAAUAUUGUUAUUAGUUGAUAUUAUUUGGAUAUCUAGCUUUAGGCUCACUCAGUAUAUUUAUUUAGAAUCUGCUUUCGAAAAGCCGUUUUUUAGUACAUACAUAAAUCAAUCAAUGUUAACAUUAUAUCUACUGGGUUUGUGUUUUUGGCCACCGUGGAGAGGCCAGUGUAGCAAGUCAACUACUUACACGUUUGUAGAUCCGAAUAUAGAAGAUGAAAAUUUUUAUUCGGAAGUCAAUAAUUCUUAUUUGAGUGAUCCGAUGUUCGUUCCAAUAAAAAAACCAGAGAACCAUGAUCGAUCGUCCGGAACAGAGAGUGAUGAUUCUUCCAUUCGAGCCGUACGUUUCAAUAAAUUAGCCGAAGUGCGGCAUAUGUCUGAAAAUGAUGCUAUCGAGGCUUUAUUGGCAAGGCUUAGCUAUCAAGCCAGCGUCCGAGCUGGAGAACAAGCACGCCAACAAGCUCAUAAGUUUUCUAUACAAAAAGUCGCCAAAGUCGCGCUGAUGUUUGGCUUCAUCUUAUUUACGGCAAAUUAUAUAUACCGAAUUUUGUUGGCCCAAAUGGAUAUUGGAAAUAUGACUAUAAUAUCAUCAACGUCUAGUUUAUUCACUUUAUUACUUGCUUCAUUUUUUUCAAGUAACAGCAGUGAUAAACUUUCCUUAUCAAAACUAGUUGCCGUAUUAGUUAACAUCUUCGGAAUGGUUUUAAUGAGUCGAUCUAAUAUAAACAUGGAUACAAAAGAAGAACCUAAAGUUAUGAUUUUAAGUAUACUCAAUGCAUUUUUUCAAACUGUUUACGUGAUAUUUUUUAAAAACAAAGUUGAUCACGAAGAUCGAAUGGAUAUACCAAUGUUUUUUGGAUUUGUAGGCCUUUUCAAUCUUACUUUAUUAUGGCCAAUAUUUUUUAUUCUUCAUUAUGGGCAUUGGGAAGAAUUUGAAUGGCCGAACAGUCGACAAUGGACAUUCAUAGUUAUAAAUGGAAUUAUUAGUACAGUAUUGAGUGAAGUUUUAUGGCUGUGGAGCUGUUUCUUAACAUCUUCACUUAUCGGAAUUUUAUCAGGAAGUUUAUUAAUACCAAUGUCGAUGAUAGCCGAUGUACUGUUAAAGAAAAUUCAGUACCCUCACAAUUUUUACGUGGGUUUGAUACCGAUGAUAUUUGCAUUUUCAUCCAUAUUCUUACUUUCGUAUUAUGAAAAUUGGGACCCAGUAUUGAACUUAUUGAAAUACUUUCAUUCUUUGAUUUUCAGAAAAAGUAAAACUAUAAGAAACUUGCGCCAGACUGCGCCAGAGAGUUGUGGUGCAUCCCCACAGAGAAUUUCUCUGCAUUACAAAAUCUCGCAAAAUUUUUCCCUACACGAAUCGACUCUACAAAUAAAUUUUUACAUCGCUACAAAUCUACAGAAGAUUAUUUUCACAUCGUUCCAUCUCUACUUGAGAACAUCUCUCUUAUCAAGAAUCUCUACAGCGAUCAUUUUUACAUAGCGCUAAGCUCAAACA